Molecule: messenger RNA, 1570 nt
Organism: Puntigrus tetrazona (Sumatra barb)
Lineage: Eukaryota; Metazoa; Chordata; Actinopteri; Cypriniformes; Cyprinidae
Gene: rabac1
Product: Rab acceptor 1 (prenylated)
Exons: 6
Coding region: 184-756 (190 amino acids)
Cellular component (GO): Golgi apparatus
Source: RefSeq, a predicted model, not a curated record
UUUAGCAAUAUCUGUCUGUACCGGCUCCUUUCAAAGCUCACGUUUAUUUGAUUUUCACAGCCGCGGCAUUGUUUAGAAAAAGAGCGAAUAGUUUUUCCGUUACAGAUUUGAUAAACAAACUUUGGGAGAGUGUUCGUGACGUUGCCAGUCCGCCAAAAAGAUCGUGCUGUUGGACAUGCUGAAAUGGAUGCAAAAGCCAGUGACCCCUUCAGCAGCGAGGCAGAACAGCUUCCUGGGCCUGGAGUAGUGGGGAGGCUGUGGCUGCCCAAAGGUCUGUCUGGUAAUGUGAUUAAGGAUUGGGUGGACCGCAGGCGGAAGUCCAUCCGUCCGUGGGCCAGUUUUGUGGACCAGCGUAAGUUCUCCAAGCCUCGUAAUUUUGGAGAGCUGUGCCAGCGCGUGGUGAGGAACCUGAACACCUAUCACAGCAACUACACCUUCAUCUUCCUGGGCCUCAUCCUCUACUGCAUUAUCAGUUCCCCUAUGCUCUUGAUUGCUUUGGGAGUGUUUGCUGGUGCCUUUUAUAUAAUUCAUUUGAAAACACUGGAGAAGAAGCUGGUUGUUUUCGGUCGUGAGUUGACUCAGGGACACCAGUUAGGUUUAGCAGGAGGGGUUUCCUUCCCCGUGUUCUGGCUGGCAGGUGCAGGAGCUGCUGUGUUCUGGGUGCUAGGUGCCACACUAGCUGUUAUCGGGUCUCAUGCGGCAUUUCGUGAGCUGGAGUCUUCUGACAUAGAUGAGCUUCUCAUGGAACCCGUUUAAACCUCUCUCACCUUUGGGCUUUUGGCUCGUGUUAACCUACAAUGUCUUGCCUCAUCUUUUAUAUUGCCACAUAUCGGUUGCACUAAGUUAAAAAGAUCAGUUUACUCAAAGAUUGGCCAGAAAUGCGGACUGUUCAACUGACAUUGCCCUAAACAGAUCAAAGCACACUGAAAGACCUCAAUUGCCUUUAAUGGUACCUAUUAGAUAUCAUGUUUGUUACAUUUAUUUAUUUCUACAGCAUUCUGAAAGCACAAACUAAAUAGACUAUGACCCAAAUGCAAAAAAAAAUCCAGUUUAUUCAAAUCUUUAAAGGUAUAGUAGGCCCAAACCUGACUAGACUGUUGUUCUUUAGAUGUUUUGGGGAGAAAAAAAACCUUAUGGUUUUUGAAUAUUGUUCAUACAGGUUUGUAAUGACAUGAAUAAAUCAAAGGAUGAACAUCAAAAUGUUAUGCUAGAUCAUCCAAAAUAGCAAGGACGAAUGUACUGUCUUGACAGUUUGUGUGAUUUAUAGGGUACCAAUCAUUACAUAAUCAUUCGUCUUUAGCUAUAUUUAGCUCAUUUUUUUGUUUCAUCGGUCUUGUUAGGACAGCUAGCGCAUGUAAAGAUUUAAUAACAGCAUGCGUCAGCAAAGAAAAAUAUACAUGUGUUAUUGCUAUUCAGUAUAAUCUGUUUCCGAUGCCAAUAUUCCUAGUGUAUUCUUUUUUCUUUUUUUUUUAUGCAAUUUUAUGCAAAUGUUUAUCGUCUUCUGUUUUACAACUUGCUUCUGUUGUAUGAAUGAGUGGUAAGUGCAAUAAAAUGCUCAGCCUGUACAACA